Messenger RNA from Priapulus caudatus, 1356 nucleotides. RefSeq lists its product as uncharacterized. The record is from RefSeq and is a predicted model, not a curated record. Bases 1 to 963 code for a protein of 320 amino acids. Lineage: Eukaryota; Metazoa; Priapulida; Priapulimorpha; Priapulimorphida; Priapulidae. The transcript is spliced from 4 exons.
AUGACAGGAUUACUGCCCAGCACCUACGACAAGCACGUCACCUCCAGCAGCGGUUGUGCCUAUGUCGCCGAGAAAGACGGUGAAAUUUUGGCCUUUGCUUUUCACACGGUCUGCAGCGAUGGUGAAGUAAUUAUUUCAAGGGGUGCGCGGACUAAACAUGGAUAUCACGGUCUGGGAAUCAUGACAGCUCUUGGUGCGCAUGCCCGCAAAAUGACACUGAGUAGAUACCCUAACGUAACACUGAUCGGAGGCACUAGGAUGUCUGAGGUUUCCAAGCCGGUUCAGUACCCGACAAGAUCAACGUACACCCUGCAUAUCCCGGUGUGCAUAACGAAACCAGCCACACCGUAUCCCACAGCCAAACACUUCGGUGUCGACGUUCCCAUGCCAGACUACGAUCAUCUACAGCUGCUCAACCACGCCCAGAUCCGACAACUGCUGACCUGUAGCGAGAGUUUCACGAAGAUUGGCAAGGGCAAGCCGGUUGUUAUAGGCUGGGUGCCGUUUACGAGAAUGUCAUCCGCUGAUGUGCAGUUCCUCAUGGAAUGCGACAACCCAACUGUCAUUGCCGAUCUGGACGACAGAGGUCGCUGCUCGUCGGUUAGCUUUGCAACUUGCUACGAGACCUUGCUCAAAGUAGACCCCACGGACAUCCACUAUAGAAUUGACAUCGACAUAUAUUCCUCUGAUCGCGACCUGGCCAUCCAGCAUGUCUAUUCUCAAGUUCACAGGCACAGCGUGAUGUUACCAAUGUACAACGCUAAAAUGCAUGUCUUUUUCUACCUUAAUUGUCCUGCAACGAGAGAAGACAUUCGGGAUGCAUUGCAAAAGAUUGGAAUAGAAUUUCGUGAAAGUUUUCUCCAUACAAAAAUCCCCUACAUGAGCGGGUAUCUGCAUCCCGUAACUGACACGCAAUCAGGAAUGACAAAGAGUGCAACCAACAGCCGUGCAUCUAAAUUGUAAUAUUCCGAGAAACCAUUUGCAAUGUUUGUGCGCACUAUAUCGAUGUUGUACUCUGAUUAAAUUACAAGCUCAUUGCCGCCGUACCCGCACAAAUACGGUCCACGUAUCGAUUGAAACAAACUGAUAUAAAUCCAUAUCUUUAAAUUUCAAUACGUCUGUUGUUAAUAUUACGUUAGGGGAUCUGUGUAGACACUCCCAUAGAUUACUUUAACAGACGCUAUAACAUGAUUUCAGGAGUGAAUAAUAAUAGAUAAUAAUAUAUUAUUAUUUACUCCUGAUGAUAUGAUGCGAGGUGUCAAUCAACGAUUUUCGGUCGAAAGUUGGUGUGAACUUUAAAAUAGAUUAUUACUGAAAUCCCAUGCCAACACAAUAAAAAUAUGAAUAUUAAAGCUA